This is a messenger RNA of Penicillium olsonii, 1014 nucleotides long. Lineage: Eukaryota; Fungi; Ascomycota; Eurotiomycetes; Eurotiales; Aspergillaceae. The record is from the annotation of a GenBank genome assembly.
AUGAGAGCCUCGACACCUCGUUUUGCAGGCAUUUUCGCCUCUUUUCUCCUUUUCGCCAGCUUAGCAUCCUGUGAAUCGCCCGAAAUCCCCAGAGAUGAGCCCCGGCUGUACUCCAAUGUUUCUCUCAACACAGAUACCCAGGGCUUUUCCUUCAGCGAUAACCCGAACCCGGACUUCAGCCUCGCGGCUCGCGAAUAUGUCUGCUCAGCCGGAUACAGUGAAUGCGCUUAUAACUCCAUGAAAUGUUGUCCCAUCGGCAGCACCUGCUGCGGGAACGGCUCCUGUGCCGACCCUGGCGAGACAUGCUGCUCGACCGGUGGUACUUGUCGCAGUGGCUUCAAGUGCUGCACUGGGACGGACGGAUGUGCACCCAUCGGCGGCGAGUGCUGCUCUGACGGUACCUAUUGCCGUGCUGGCAGAGAGUGUCGGACUUACCUUGGACAGAAGAAGUGCUGUCUUCUGUCCGGAUGUGUUGGAGAGCAUGAUUCUGUCGGUGACGAUCUUGGUGUCACCGCUCCUACCUUGACGCGGACGGCUACUGCAACAGAAACGGAGACGGAGACUGCUACCAGUACUUCUUUCAAGUACUAUUACACCACUAUCUAUUGGACUUACUACUACUACUUCUGGACAUCGUUUGCUCCAUACACUGUUCAGACAGUCACCUCCACCCGCACCACCACAACGACUGUCUGGUCUGUGCUUGCAACCAACAGUCUCGAGGCUGAUGUGGAGCUUAUCUCUUCGUCGCGAGACUAUACUUUCUCAGCACCAUACUCGGCUACCUCUUUGAAAGCCUCGUCGGAGCCCGUUACGCUGUCGACCAGCUCGGCCGCUCCGACCGCGACUUCGACUUCAUCCAAUGAUGGUGGCGAGGUCUCUGGCUCAGGAGAUCCGGGCUUGUUCCCUGAGGAUUCAGUUGGUGCAGCUGGCUUGGGCUUCAGCGUGAGUUCCACUGGAAUGAUCGCUGGCGCACUCGCUGCUGCUAUUGGCGGUCUAGCCUUCGGACUGUGA